Molecule: messenger RNA, 4362 nt
Organism: Plutella xylostella (diamondback moth)
Lineage: Eukaryota; Metazoa; Arthropoda; Insecta; Lepidoptera; Plutellidae
Source: RefSeq, a predicted model, not a curated record
UCCGCAACUCCAGUCGCGUCCUAGCUUUCAAUAGCUUCACACGUGUUUUUACGUCUCGUUUUUUACUGCGUCCACAUUACGUCUCCGCCGCAUCAAAGAACCGCCAGUGUUGUACCGUGACUUUGUAAAGAGUUCGGAACUUCUUAUAUCUGUGUGGCAACAAAAAAGUUUUAAAGCACUUUUAUGUGGUAUUUAUUGUAACGAUUGAAGUUCGGUGCGAAUGGUGUUUUCUGAUUGGAUUUUUUGAAGUGACUUCCGAAAGUGGAUGAGGAUAAACUGUGUUCAUGUAAAAAAGGGUGCUAAUUUUAUGGAUUUCUACUGCAUUCUAUCGCUAGGUGAUGCGUGCUGAGCCGUGAGCCAUGGCCGCGGCACUCGGGCUGGCCUUGCUCUGGGUGGCCACCGUCGCUGCUGACGGGAUACAUGAUGUGACGAAUAUAACAGAGUCAGAAAGUUCAUCUCUGUCCACACCGCCAAUACCUCUCCGGCCAGAAUACGCACAUCCAGCGGGUGUGGAAGCGUUGGAUCCUUACAACUCAGAGAAGAAUCCUCCGCCACACGAUCGAGAUUACGAAGAAGAAGACUACGACCAUGACCAUCACAAGGAAACAGACCAUGAGAACCGCGAGGCGGAUGAAUUGCCAUCUCUAUCAGGGGAUCACUUACUUCAAAGUUCAACAGAUGACUUGCCAAUGUUCCUGUUAGAGCCUCAACAUGCGUUUGUAGUUCGCAAUAAACCUGCGACGUUGCGGUGCCGGGCCGCAAAUGCUCUGCAAGUUUACUUCAAAUGCAAUGGUGUGCGCUCGGUUGCGAGCACAAUGUUUGAGUUUGUGGACCCUCAGAGCGGUGUGAGGAUUGUGGAGGCCGAGUGCAAUGUGACAAGGGACCAAUUGGAGGAGUACUUCGGCGACGAUCGGUUCUCGUGCAACUGCUACGCUUGGAGCAGUAGAGGAGACAUCAAGAGCCAACCGGCUGUUGUUGAAUUGGCAUACCUCAAGAAGCAGUUCGUGAUAGCUCCGUCAGCAGUCUCCGUGGAGGCGGGGUCGGCGGCGUCCCUCAGGUGCUCUCCGCCGGCCGCGGCGCCGCAGCCCCGGGUCUACUGGCUCAAGCAUGGAGCACCGCUGCAGCAGGAUCAUAAUGUGCUGGUGUCUGCUGAGGGGAAUCUGCUGAUUUCUAGGGCUACUUUGCAGGACAUGGCGAAUUACACCUGUGUCGCGGAGAAUAUUGCCGGCAAGAGAGUCUCGGAACCGGCCCUUCUCACUGUUUAUGUGAACGGUGGUUGGAGCUCGUGGGGUCCGUGGACGCAGUGCCGCUGCAACGGGCGGGUGGCCACGGGCCAGCGUCGCACCCGGACCUGCACAGACCCUCACCCCCUCAACGGAGGAGCCCCCUGCCAGGGUCAGGCUGUGCAGAGGACCGCCGAUUGCGUGCCUUGUCAGAGCGACGGAUACAUGGAUCUGCAAUCGUAUGAUAACACACAACAAUUAUUAAUCGGAACCCCCGGGCGUUGGGGCUCGUGGUCCGAGUGGUCGGUCUGCGGCGCGGACUGCAGACAGUCGCGGCGCCGCGCCUGCGCCGGGGACCUCUGCUCCGGCCCGCACGCUCAGCACGCGGACUGCGUCGGCGACUACUGUGGCGUGCAUGGCGCAGCGGCCCACAACGACGUACCACUCUACAUCGGCAUCGCGGUCGCCGUCACCGUGUUCCUCGCGGGCUCCGCCGUCGUCUACAAGCUGCUGCAGAGGAAGACCAGGGAUCAUUCCUUGUACACCAUGACUAGGACUGCAGACUUCCAACCGGAGCUAUACCCCACGGUGGAGAAGCAGUCCCUCUCCCUGGCGCCCGACCUCAUGCAGCACCGGCCCCCGCGGUACGAGCAUCCUGCCAUGGAUACACGAGCUGAACACCACUAUGAUGUGCCGCAUCUUACUAACAGCUACGCGUCUCCAGUGGACCAGCAGAUGACGCCCUGCGCCUCCAGUAAAGGACAGAGUGACGAGUACGACAGCAAGCCGUACAGCGAAUCAGAACACUCCGUGUCCAGUUGCUUCACUAGCUCGGGCUCAAUGUACGACGCGGCAAACGAGUCAGUGACCCUUCAGCUCGCGGAGCUGGUGUCUAACUCUCCGACAUCGCAGUCUAUGGCGGUGUCGAUGGCGGGCACGAGGCUGGCGCUCCCGGCCGCCGGUGUCGCGCUCUCCGUCCCGGAAAACGCCCUGGCCAGAGGACGACGCGAACAGAUGUACGUGGCUGUCGUCAAGGAUGACAGAUACCGACCGCGACUGGGAAAAGGUAUCACGCAAUUGAGUCCGGUAGUGAAGUGCGGCCCCCCGCGGCUGCAGCUCAACAAGUCCGUCAUCCUGCAGAUCCCGCACUGCGCCAGUCUCAAGCACGGCUUCUGGAACCUCUCCUUAUUCGCCAUCGACCAUAACGUCAAAUCUGAUAGCAACCAACCUCAGUGGAAGAAAAUAGUCGGUCUCGGCCAGGAGACAAUAAACACCCCCGUGUUCACGCAGCUCGACGGCGACAAGAUAUUCCUCGUCACCGACAUGUUGUCCACGUUUGUGCUCGUCGGGGAAAGUUUCAACGGUAAAGCUGUCAAAGCGCUACAAUUAGCUAUCUACGCGCCGGCUGUGCCGACCGAGGCGUGCUCCGAAUACAGCAUACGAGUCUACGUAUUCGAGGACACGCCGUGCGCAAUGUACUACUGCCAGGAACAGGAAAAGAAAAUGGGCGGUGUUCUAGUCGACCGACCCAAAACUUUACUGUUCCAAGACGGAGGCUCUAGUUUAUGUUUAGGCUUAGAAAGCGUCAGUCCCGGCUGGAAAGCGAAGCCCGGCAAUCAAUACCAGGAGAUUCCAUUCAACCACGUCUGGAAUUCGCAUUACAAUGCAUUGCACUGCAGCUUUGUGCUAGAGAGAACGCACGAUUGCGAUUCAAUCGACUUCACCUUCUCAGCUUGUCAGAGAACAAACCCGUCUUACAAACAGGUGUUUAGAAUAUCCUUAGACGACGUCAGGAGUAGGUCACCGAGAGGUCGAUCGCCGCGGGCGGAGUCGCAAAGGAGUUUCAAUAUAACGGAGAAUCUCUUAGAGUCUAGAAUGUGCCGGAGCGAGGAAGGCUCGGAGGGCAGCGCAAAGCGAAACAUAACAGUGACCGAGGUUGGGGUUAAUGAGUGUGCAAGCGAAGGUCCAUUUAAGCUGAGCUCUCGAUUAAAACGGCAACUGUGUGCCGUUUUGGACCCGCCGAAUGCGCGCGGUAACGAUUGGCGGGCUCUAGCGUCGCGGUUGGGAGUGGAUCGGUACACGACGUGGUUCGCUACGAAGAGCUCGCCGACGGAGGCUAUUCUGGAGCUGUGGGAGUGUCGCGAGCGGUCGGCGGGGGCCACGGCGGCGCUGGCGGCGGCGCUGAGGCAGAUGGACCGCCACGACGCCGCCGACCUGCUGCAGGGCACGCCCUCCUGGUUAUGAACACCAGGACACCAAGACUGCACGUUUUAUACCCAACUUUUAAUAUUUAGAAGGUAUGACUAACUGUACGAAGUACCUUUAAGAUUGUAAUGAACGAAUUGUUGGUAAACUAAUUAGUAGGUAAAAUGUUACGUUAGCGAAAGUAUAGUUUCGUAGGCCAACGGCCUAAAUGUAAAAUCGUGGUAGUCUAUUUUGUAUAGAUUAUUAUUAUUGUACUCUGCUGUAGAUAAGCAAGGGAAAGAAUAUUAUAUUAUUGUAGCAAUAAUAGUGCCUAUAAUGUCUUGAAAAGAAACACUGCCAAACCAAAAUUGUGGUGGCAGUCUGUUACAUUUUGGUAUUUUGUUAAUUUUAUAACCGUAUCUGUAUGUUCACUAUUUUUGAAUGAAAUGUUUUAUCGCUUGAGUUCACGUUUUUUGCUUGCGAUUGUGUUUUAAUCUUCAAAGUCGCUUUCAAAUCAAAAUUUUGUGCCAAAUCUCGUAUGCCAUUGCGCAAAUUGGGCAAUAAUGUUUAAAAUAUUCUUGAAGGUCACUCAACAGAGCUUAUCGAUUACAUACUUAACAAUAAUGUAGUAAUAUAUUGUUUGUAUUUACUGUAACUUUAAGACUUCAAAGAUUGCAUUUACGACUUUUUUCGUGUAUAGAUCUGCUACUCCUCUCGCUGUAAUUCCUUCACUUCAUACUAAAUAUCAAGAUUAUUUUCAAUCUUUGUAUAUAAAGAAAUAGAUUGUGUAAAUAUCUGUAUCGCAGUUAGAAACAGUAGAAGGACCUUUAUUCACAAGUUUGUACAUGAAACUUUAUCGCCGGCGUAGACUAUAUAUAUUUUUGUUAAUGACUAUUAAAAUAAAUGGAUCUGUGAUACUUAAAAUAAUAUGAAAUAAAUUAUGUUUAACUGUGCA